AUGCCUCGAUGCGAAAGCAAUUUUGGUCAUGGUGGAUAUUGGAGUUAUUCGAGAUUCCCGACUAAACUGGAAAAUGCAAAAGAGAUAGUAAUUCGGAAAAUACAACGCAUUAUUACAAGCGAACCUGAUGAGCCUACUUUAGAGUGUGGUGAGAUCUGUAGCUAUAAAGUUAAGGACGAGGAGAAGGGGAAAUACUAUCCAUUUAUCCGGAAAAAUGUCAAGUGUGGUUCGAUGAUGAAACGUAUGGCACUCAAUCCAGCAACUCCAAAGGUACCACCAAAGAAAAUCCCUGCAGAAUUAUAUGAUGAGUUUACCCAAAAUGGGGAGCUUCCUAAUAAGAAUUAUUGGUACAUUAAUGACAAGAAGUCAAUAUCAAAGGUCAACAGAGAGAAAUAUUUUUCAAAGGAAGCAAUUGAACAACUAAUAAAGGAUGAUAGGGCUGGGAAGAUUAUUGGGACAUAUGAGGUACCUCAGCCUAAAAAGUCAAUUGACGCAUAUAAAGAUGAAAUAAGUAACAAGCGUGGAGUUGUGAUUGGAUCCCAAUCACCCUGGCUUGAAGCAUUGGCAUUAUCUGCUGGUGCAAAACACAUGACAACACUUGAAUACAACAAUAAUCCGUUCCUUCAUCCUAACAUAACCAAAAUCCACCCAUAUGAUAUGGCAAAAAAAUACGCAAAUGGUAGUUUUCAAGAGUUCGAUUUUGCAUUAUCGUAUUCAUCAAUUGAGCAUUCUGGAUUAGGUCGCUAUGGAGACCCUCUGAAUCCAUAUGGGGAUCUGGAAGCUGUUGCACAGGUUUGGUGCAUGCUCAAACCGGGGGGAUUAUUUAUUCUCGGACUUCCAGAGACACAUAAAGAGACAUCCUACUUGCAGUUUAAUGCUUUGAGGAGUCUGUCCAAAUAUGGCUCAAUAUGCACCCCCCGGACUCAGCUUCAGAUUGGAUUAUUCGCUAAAGACGCAAAACCCAUUGGUAUAAUUGAUGGAUCUCUGUUCAAGUACCAUCAAACUCCUAAUUAUUCAUUCUUUCAGUUUGUCUACAUCCCUGAUAGGCUAGUGAUCUUCAGAGACCAACUGUUCUAA
Owenia fusiformis is the source of this 1077-nucleotide messenger RNA. Lineage: Eukaryota; Metazoa; Annelida; Polychaeta; Sabellida; Oweniidae. The record is from the annotation of a GenBank genome assembly.